Molecule: messenger RNA, 1874 nt
Organism: Cuscuta epithymum
Lineage: Eukaryota; Viridiplantae; Streptophyta; Magnoliopsida; Solanales; Convolvulaceae
Source: the annotation of a GenBank genome assembly
GCAUAUCCUUCAGGUCCUAGAUUGAAAGAAUCCCAACAUUUAUCAUUAUCCCAAUAAAAUAUGUACCAGACUAAUGAUACUUUUAAUUGGACUUAAAUUUUCAAGUCUAGUCUGUUUAAGUUGAAUUUAUAUGGUCAAAACUAGCUUGGUCUAUAUGUAUGUUGAAUGUUGCGUGUAUUUUACACCUAUCAAAGUCACAUCUAUUUAAGAGACCGAAAUUGGUCCAUCCUUUUGUGAUACUCCACUGCAGAGCACAUAUAAAUAACUAUAUAAGUAUAUAUCCAUCUAUAUCUCUCAGACGGUCUGCAGGAUAAUUUGAUGAGAUCAUCAGAUAUUAAUUAUUUAAUUUCCUUGUUGAAGAAUAUAAUAUAAGUUUCUACACACAAUCUCGCAUCUGAUAAUAUAAUAAUCUUCACAAAUACUUUGAAAAAUUGGAGUAAUAUAAUGGCGUCCAGGAGAAUUUUGAAGGAGCUUAGAGACCUGCAGCGAGACCCUCCAACAUCGUGCAGUGCAGGCCCUGUUGCACAAGACAUAUUUAAUUGGCAAGCAACCAUAAUUGGUCCAAAUGACAGUCCUUUUGCUGGAGGUGUUUUCCAAGUCAGCAUCAAUUUUCCCCAAGAUUACCCUUUUAAACCUCCCAAGGUAUCCUUCAGGACCAAAGUUCUUCAUCCAAAUAUAAACAGCAAUGGGAACAUCUGCUUGGAUAUCCUCAAGGAUCAAUGGAGUCCAGCACUGACCAUAUCCAAGGUUUUGCUAUCCAUAUGUUCAAUGCUAACAGACCCUAAUCCAGAUGAUCCCCUGGUUCCAGAAAUAGCUCACAUGUACAAGACUGACAGGUCCAAGUAUGAAGCCAUGGCUCGAAGUUGGACCAACAAAUAUGCCAUGUAUUGAUCUGAUGAUCGAUUAGGUGCCUUCUUUUAGGCCUUGCUUGGUUUGUGCUAUCGUUGUUUUGUUCAUCAAUUUAAAUAAACUUCUUGGUUGUUUAUGCCCAAUGUUCAAUAAUGGCUAUGUAUAGUAUGAACCAAAGCUCGAAUUUCUUGUGAAAAGUUACGUUAUAGGGAGAUCUCCCAAAAUAAGACUAAAUAAGGUUUGGAAUUCCAAAAUAUGAAAGUUAUUUUUCUUGACGAAAUAUGAGUAAGAUGACAUUAUUUAUUGUCAUCCAGUCGUGAUUGUCAAGUAAUUGCACUACUAGACAUUCAACAUGACAAUAUUUAUUAUAAUUAAUGACAGAAUUUAGGCUUAGACCCGGUUCGGGCCACCCGGCCUAGUACUGUACGGGCCCGGCCCGGGAACCGGUUACCGGUUCCGGGUCUAGGCCCAAUUUAGGGGGGGUAACCGGGGCGGGUACGGGUCUGGGAUAUGUGAAACCGGCCCGACCGGUUCUGGGCCCGGUUCGGGCUUUAUUCAUUUUUUAAAUUUUUUUUUAACUUUCCGGGUUGGGCUGGGUAUUUUGGGCUAUUUGGGCUGGUUUGGGGUCGAGGGUUAAUUAGAAAAAGCAAAAAAUAAAAAAUAAAGAGGCCCGAGGCCCGGACCCGCUGGCAACCCGGGUCGGUCCCGGGCCGGUCCCGGGCCUUUCCCCAACCACAAAAGGCCCGACCUGGCCUAGGCCCGGCCCGGCUCCAUGCCUAACAAAAUUUUUCAAUCAUGACAGUAUUUUUCAAUCAUGAAAGUAACAACUCUUAUUUCGGGAAGAAAAAUAUAGUAGUCUGAUUUUGGAAUUUCCAAAUUUGUUUACUCCUAUCUAGGGCAAAUUUCCAACAUUAUAUUAUGAAUAUUAGAGGGUGUAUAUUUGCAGAAAUAAUGUUUUCCAGGACUGGACAGAUAAAUUGUUUUCCCAUGUUUGGUUGGUUUAUUGAGCAAAUAAUGGUCAAUCU